Messenger RNA from Effrenium voratum, 1614 nucleotides. The record is from the annotation of a GenBank genome assembly. Lineage: Eukaryota; Dinophyceae; Suessiales; Symbiodiniaceae.
AUGGGUGCAUCCUGUGGUCGAUUCAUUCAAGUCUACAAGCACUGCCGCGCUACGCACUACAGACGCACAAAGACUUUCGGACAUCGACCUGAAAAGGAGCUGUGGAGCAAAAAUGACAAGGUGCAAUUGAGGAUGUUUGCAGGCAGCUGGAACAUGGGCAACGAAGUCCCUCCCAGCAAGCUUCAGGACUGGCUGAAGCCUGGGUGCGACAUCUAUCUGAUAGCUGUCGAGGAGUGCUACUACACGCCGCGUCCAGAGUACGACUGCUGCCGGGACGACUGGUGCAAUUUGGUGCAAGAGGCGCUGCCUUCGUCGGUGAUGAUCGCGAGGCAUGAUAUGGGCCACUGCCAGAUCCUGCUUUUGACAUCCGCACGGGUGAGUGCGUGCAUCCACACAGUGGUUGCAAGCCACGAGGAGACGGGACUAGGAGGCUUAUACUCCAACAAGGGUGGCUUGGCCUUGUCCUUUUACAUCGGCGAUACAGGCCUUUGCUUCGUGGGAUCACAUUUGGCAGCCCACCAGGGAAACGUUCAACGUCGCAACCUGGACACGGCCCACAUUAUUGAGGGCAUUUGCCUGACAAACGACUCGCAGAGGCCGUUGACGAAUCAGUUUAUGCACGUGAUCUGGGUUGGUGACCUGAACUAUCGGAUUGACCUGGAGCCGGAGGAGUGCGAGCGACUCAUCCACGAGCGGGCCUGGGAGGAGCUCCAGCAGCACGACCAACUGCUGAAGGUUCAAUCCGAGGGCACGGCCUUUUGUAACUUUCGAGAAGGUGUGUUGAGCUUCCCUCCCACCUAUCAGCACACUGCAGGUGAGCCGCCCGAUCCGCAGACGGGCCUGCGCAGAUAUGAUGCGCGGAAGGCAAGGGUUCCAUCAUGGACGGACCGCGUGCUGUGGCGAUCGUUCCCGGAUGCCGAGCUGCAGUUGGAGGCGGGGUCCUACACGAGUUCCCCUGAGGUUUGCACCAGCGACCACUCCCCGGUGAGUGCCAUCUUCCGCUGUCCGGUGAUGCGGCCCUUCAACACUGCGGGGAAGACUGGGCAGCUCUUCAUUCGUCUCAGCAAUUUGAUGGCAACAGGUCUGCAGCCUGGGGAGCACCACAUCUCCUGUAGGGCGCAGUUCUGCGAAGAGAGCAAGCACACAGCCAAUGCAAUGUGCAAGGACGGCAAAGCGAAUUUCCACUCAGUGAUCCUGAAAACAAAGCCUGGCGUGUGCAGCAUCAAAUGGUUGCAGACACGCCACAUCCUCAUCGCGAUUUGCAAAGUGGACGACGCACUUGAGAGUGCUCACAUGCGCUCCCAUCCGGUGUCGACAAUCAUGGCUUUGACAGGCCUUGCAGAACAAUUUGAGGAGACUGAUGGGUGUGGAGUGGUAAGCCUCUUGGGAGCUGACAAGCCGAAGGAGUUUACUGCCAGCCUCAGCAAUUCUUUGGGCGUUCCUGCCGGCAGCCUGCAUGGUGAGAUUCAGGUUUGCGCGCCGCCAGCACACGACCCAGAUGGAAUUUUGAACUUUACAGCUGCAUCAGCCCAAUCCUUCGCGAAUGCGAGAGAAUUAGCUGCUGAUGACGCCCAGCGUUGCUGUCUAAAUUUCAAGAUGAUGAGUUUAGUUUGA